Plutella xylostella (diamondback moth) is the source of this 3667-nucleotide messenger RNA. It is a transcript of the gene Gycalpha99B, whose product is annotated as guanylate cyclase 1 soluble subunit alpha 2. Gene Ontology annotation, cellular component: guanylate cyclase complex, soluble. The record is from RefSeq and is a predicted model, not a curated record. Gene Ontology annotation, biological process: response to oxygen levels; cGMP biosynthetic process. NCBI's taxonomy places the organism in Eukaryota, Metazoa, Arthropoda, Insecta, Lepidoptera, Plutellidae. Gene Ontology annotation, molecular function: guanylate cyclase activity; heme binding.
UGAAUCAUCGGGCCACACGUGUAUUCGGAGCAAGAAUGGGGUGCUGAAGUAUAAAAGUAAACAUACUCAGCAAGAUGUAACGUACGUAUCAAAAAUCCAUUAAUCUUGCUGAACCUCAUUCGUGACAUACGAUGCUUUGCAAGGAUUUUUAUUUCCACUCCUUUUUCUUUGGUACGCGCAUGUUUUUCUCCAGCCGGCAUUUUCCCUUAGCUGUUUUUCAUCGUUUCAUUAUUUUGUAAUUUUCGAUGCUCAUUCAAGAAAAUUGUGGCUUUUUACGUAAAGAGAUUCAGGUUUGAUUUGGGAACCAUUGGGAAGAAAAAAUUCUCAAAGCCUUUUAUCUAGGCCUGGUCAUCUAAGAAAGAGCGGCCGGCGGCUCGCCACUGUCUAUUUCGAAAGCCUCUUUACAAUCUUGUGUGGGCCAUCUAACUGAUAGUUGCAUAAAGGGCUAAAAAUAUCAAAACCUUUUCUAAACAAUAAUAUAUCUAUUCCUUUUCUAAUACUUACCUUGUUUAUUUAAUGGUAACUGAAGUUGUAUCUUUACUUCUUAGUUUGUAUAAAUAUAUUUGUUGAAAUAAGUAAAAUACGUAGAAACUGACAAUACUUGUGGCAAUAAGUUAUCAAACUACGAUUGAUAGUAGGUAGAUAAAUUAACAAAUUCCUAUACAUUGUACAAUCUGCCUUCGUAACUUAAAUUAUGACUCGAACCGUUUGUGCCAUAUUUUAUUAAACCAGCAUUCGAACUUGGGCAGUAAGAAUGAUUUGUGAUAAGUUAUUAAUCUCCAGCAUAAGGCGGCAGCAUUAUUAUCAUAUCUCACAAAUUAAUCAUGCCCCACUAAGGCCGAAAGCGAAGACGGAAAUAUUUUCUUUUAUCUUUUUCCCGCUGAAGCUGAAGUGAAAAAGGGACUUCAUAACAAGCGUCUAAUAACCGGAUUCUUAAUAAAUGCAAACACCCGCGAUCCAUGAUCUAAUUUUGAUGUUUCAAAUGUCUAUAUUUGCUAGACUAUAACCUCAACCACUGCGCAUCGCGGCGCUACGAGAGCUGUAGCGAGCGAACCAGUUUUCCGUAGUCGCUCUAACCGGAGCUACGUCGCUACGGCGAAGGGCGCGCUUUCGAUUCCAAAUUUAAAAUCUGAACCGUGGCUUAAAGUGCGUUCCGAAUUUGUCCAUUUGUGAUUUGUUUUCUUGUUAUAUUUUUUUUCUUGUGUGCCAGUGUUUUUUUAGUCUUUGACAGUUGUGUGAAAAAUACUUGAGAGGCUUCGCGAAUAGGAGAGUGGGAUGUAAGACGAAGCGGGCGAGCAAUGACAAAAAACAAAAGACGGAACUGUUCGAAAAGUAAACUUUCGAAUCUAACCGGCCAGUGAGUCUGACAGUUGUGCAAAGGAGGUGCGAGCGAAAAAGUUUCAAUAUGGCGUGUCCGUUCCGUCGCGCGGCGUCGCAGCAACAGUUCUCCAAGGGUGGCGCUUCCGGUGCCCAGAAACCGGAAAUGCGGUCGCGCCAGUCGUCGGUCCACCUGCCCGGGCCGGAAGAAGAGGAUAGCGAUAGGAACACUCUCACGCUAAAGCACUUGAGUGAGGCGCUGAAACUACUUACUGCGCCGUCGCACGAGUGUCUCCACGCGGCCGUGACGUCAUUAACGCGGAACGAGGGCGAGCAUUACGACAGCUACAAUUGCCUGAAAAAAUUACCUGACGACGUGAAAAACUGCAGAAACUACGCAUAUUUACAAGAAAUAUACGACGCCGUCCGGUCCACUGAUAGUAGCCGCACAAAAGAGUUCAUGGCAAAACUGGGGGAGUACCUCAUACUGACAGCCUUCUCCCACAACUGCCGCCUCGAGAGGGCCUUCAAAUGUUUAGGGACCAAUCUGACAGAAUUCCUCAUGACACUAGACAGUGUGCACGAUGUUUUACACGACCAAGACGACCAGCAAAAAGACGAACAAACAGAAUACGAGGCGGCAUUUGUUUGCACCACGUCGCGGGAAGGCAAGCUCGAACUACAUUUCACGACGGAGAGCGAGCCGGUCGCGUACCUCCUUGUGGGAUGCCUGAGGGCCGUCGCUGUCAGGCUGUAUGAGACGCAGACCGAUAUAAGACUGAUGAGCUACACUGAUGAUCCUAGGAAAUUCAGGUACGAAAUAAACGCGGUGUCAAUAAACCAGCGUGCCAGUGAAGAGGAUAGUGACGACGACGGCGAGACUGUCCACACCACUGUCCACGCGUCGUCCACCAACGUGGCCGACCUCAAGAUAGGUGUGGCCAGCUUCUGCAAGGCUUUCCCCUGGCAUUUCGUCACAGACAAAAGACUUGAGCUCGUCCAAUUGGGAGGAGGUUUCAUGCGGCUGUUCGGCGCGGAGCUGGCCAAUCACGGCUCGGCUCUCGGGACCUACUUCAGGCUGCUGCGACCCCGGGGGGUUCCCUUGGACUACCGCGAGAUUCUGAAGCGACUGAACACACCCUUCAUGUUUAGUCUGAAAAUGCCCGGGUCUGCUGAGGGCUUAGAGAUCAAAGGGCAGAUGGUGUUCUGCAAGGAGUCAGACUCGCUCCUGUUUGUUGGCUCGCCGUUCCUCCACGGACUCGAAGGGUUGACUGGAAGAGGUCUCUUCAUAUCAGACAUCCCCCUGCAUGACGCCACGAGGGAUGUUAUCCUAGUCGGCGAGCAGGCGAGGGCUCAAGACGGCCUGAGAAGAAGAAUGGACAAGCUGAAGAACUCGAUAGAGGAAGCGAGCAAGGCUGUGGACAAAGAGAGAGAGAAGAACGUCAGUCUGCUCCACCUCAUAUUCCCGCCGCACAUCGCGAAGAGACUGUGGCUAGGAGAGAAGAUCGAAGCCAAGAGCCACGAUGACGUCACGAUGCUGUUCAGCGACAUCGUUGGCUUCACGUCGAUCUGCGCCACCACCACGCCCAUGAAGGUCAUCGAGAUGCUGGAGAACUUGUACAGCGUUUUCGACAUCUUCUGUGAGGAAUUGGACGUUUAUAAGGUGGAGACAAUAGGAGACGCAUACUGCGUGGCGAGCGGGCUGCAUCGUAAGAUCGACACACACGCGCCACAGAUCGCGUGGAUGGCACUCCGGAUGGUGGAGACGUGCGCGCAACACUUGACGCAUGAGGGGAACCCUAUCAAGAUGCGGAUAGGCCUCCACACGGGCACAGUGCUAGCCGGGGUGGUCGGCAAGACGAUGCUGAAGUACUGCCUGUUCGGGCACAACGUCACGCUCGCCAACAAGUUCGAGUCCGGCUCCGAGCCGCUCAUGAUCAACGUCAGCCCCACCACCUACGAGUGGCUAAUGAAAUUCCCCGGCUUCGAUAUGGAACCUCGCGAGAGGGCGUGCCUCCCCAACUCAUUCCCCAAGGAUAUCCCGGGAACCUGCCACUUUUUGCAUAAGUACACACACCCGGGGACGAAUCCUGAUGCUUCACAGGUAAAACACAUAGAAGCAGCCCUAAAGGACUACAAGAUUGGCCAACUGCUGCCUGGCGAGGUGGACUGCGAGGAACCCACUUAGUGUUUGGGGAACCCCCACCCCUCCCCCCCCUCGUCCCCUUUUAUAAAGUUUUGUAAAUACGUCGUUAGGAACACUGUGGAACUUUUUAAGAAACAGUGACUUGUGUGAAGUUGCCGCAGCAAGCGUGAUUAUAAGUGCAGUGAGAAUUUAAGUGUUAUAACA